UCUUGCUUGCGCCCACCGGGCUCGACCGUUCUGCACCUGCAUACGUGGUAGGGGAUAUUGUGGCGGCAGUGGACCGGCGCUGUCUCCAGGCAGACAUAUUUCACAUUCACUUCCGGUGGGAUGUGUGUCGCAUCGUGUCGUAGACCCAGUAGAUCUUGCCCUCCGGGUCUGAUAUCUCGCUGCCUAGGUAUUGUGUAACCGUUGUAACGGAUGGCAUCUGGCACUACCCACGCCUGGGUCGGCGGCUUAGCAUCGGAGCUUAAUUAUGAUGCGUGAUUGGAAUCAAGCGUGAGGCCGUCGACCAUCAACACCACCAUUUGUCACCCAGUAUAGAACACGAGGAGCAGCAAUGGCACCCACUCGGCUGCGACGUCUGGCUAUCUUCGCCCUCCUCGGUGCAGUGCUCAUGAUCUGGACGCUCUAUCAGCGAGAAGCGUGGGAUAACGAGUUGAUGACCUUGGAGAAUCAAUACCCGUUGCUCUAUCAUCAUGUCCAUACGCACCAUGCGGAAGGAGGAGCCUGGUAUAUCCCCCAAACAUGGAUGAGCGCAUCCGACCACCAACCCAAGAACAUCGUCGAAGCCGCCGAGCUGGCUCUUGGCCUCGUCGACACCGACCAGCGCUAUCUGCCGCACUCAGCCAUCCCCAUGGUCGUGCAUCAGACCUGGAAGAACACCCACAUCGACACCUGGUCCCAGCUCCUCCGCCACAGCGCCGAGCGCUGGUUGCAGGCGACGGACGGGCAGAUGGCGUAUUUCAUGUGGACAGAUGCGGGAAUGGCUCAAUUGAUCCGCAAGUUCGAACCAGCCCUGGAGGUGCAGUUCGCGAGUCUGGCGAGCAACGUCGAGCGAUCAGAUGUUUUUCGUAUCUUGGUGUCCAAGUGGAUUGGGGGUGUGUACGGCGAUAUUGACACCGAGCCCCUCCGCCCCCCGACGAAAUGGCUCAGCGCGACCGACCUCCUCCCCUGGAACGACACGCAGACCGGCGUCGUCUACAACUCGACCGGUCCAGUGCACGCCAUCGUCGGGCUGGAGGCCGACUGCCGUGAGGACACCGACACCUACUGGCGCAUGGGCUACUCGCAGCCUGUGCAGCUGACCCAGUGGGCCUUUGCCUGGGCACCCGGCCAUCCGAUCCUGCAGACCUUCCUCGAUCGCUUUUCAACCACCCUGAACAACAUCUCCGCCCGAUACGGCGGAUCUCUCGACUCCCGGGCUGCGCAUCAGGAGCUACUCGCCCUCGAUCCGCUCACGCUGACUGGACCUGCCGCGUUCACGGACGCAGUGCGUGGCCGGCUCGAGGAGGUAGCUGAUCUACGAUGGCAGGCCUUGUCGGGACUUCAAGAUGGGGGGAGGAGUAAGUUGGUCGAUGAUGUUGUGGUUCUCCCCAUCACGGGGUUCAGUCCCGGCCGCGGGGCAUAUGGGAACAUGGGCUCGAAGCCCAUCACCGACCCCUCGGCCAGACUCCGACAUCUGGCGCAGGGGUCGUGGCGGGCGUUCGAUCUGACGGUGGAAUAUGGGAAGUUCUGUCGGACGGUGCUGGGCAUGUGUCGCGACUGGUCCAAGGUGCCUACUGCUGCGAUCGUUUGAUGAAUCCUGUAUGGUGACUCUGUGGUGGUCUGUCAUUGUGAUGAUUAUGGCGUUGGGGGAGUCGGGAUGCUGGGGAUACCCUUUGCGGACGCACUGUGCUGUACACAAGAAACCAUAGAAUUUAGAUUGACUUUAUAUGUGC
Aspergillus fijiensis CBS 313.89 is the source of this 1730-nucleotide messenger RNA. It is a transcript of the gene och3, whose product is annotated as glycosyltransferase family 32 protein. Gene Ontology annotation, biological process: protein N-linked glycosylation. The transcript has 4 exons. NCBI's taxonomy places the organism in Eukaryota, Fungi, Ascomycota, Eurotiomycetes, Eurotiales, Aspergillaceae. The coding region runs from base 350 to 1588 and encodes 412 amino acids. Gene Ontology annotation, molecular function: alpha-1,6-mannosyltransferase activity. The record is from RefSeq and is a predicted model, not a curated record. Gene Ontology annotation, cellular component: mannan polymerase complex.